UUUGUCGCUGUAGGACGAGGUAGCUUGCUGCAGCCGCGAGAGACCGCGAGUCCUGUGUGGCGGCACCAUUGACAGUUGCUGAACAGGCAGGCGUGCCUUGCGCUUCUUGUCCAGGGAACGUGACCCGUUGCCAGGAACCCCCGAACCAGGGGGGGGGCGACCUCCCCGCCGUCCAUGUUGUGCCUGGCGUGUCAUCCUCUCGAGCGUCCGCAGCGAUGAUCAGCGGGAUGCAGCGCUUCUCUUGCGGGCGACGUCCUUGGGUUGCCGACUCGGCACACCGUUCGCGCUGAGAGAUUGGGAAACGACACUUUCCUUCGUUGCUCACCUCUUGAGUGAAGUUAUACCUAACCUGUCAUGGAGCUGGACGAAGAUAGUGAAGUCAUUCCAGACGCGGAGACCAUGGAGUUUUAUCGAAUAGGUCCACCGGUUCCUUCCAUCUUGAGGAAACCAGGAGAGCGGCCUAAACGAUUGGAAGUUUCCCGAAGAGUGUCCUUCUCCAAGGACGUCUCAGAAGGGUCGUCGGAGUCCCUUCAUCGUCGAUUGCGUUUUAACGCCACUCCGCCAGGAAGGACACUCAGGAAGAAACAGAGCAUCUCGAUCAUCGCAUUCUGUUCCUUCGCCAUGGUCACUUUGGUGGGUGUUUUCUGGGGCUACAUCAUCCACGGCAUCGUCCACACAGAAGGAGUGACGCCUACGCCGCCUUACCGAAACAGGGAGUACUUGAAGGCUAGCCCUCAGGAAGAAGUCUUGAGAGACCUCGACGACUCGGACUACGCUGUCCCCAACUUGGUGUUCCUCACGGAGCGGUCCAGGCGUCGCCGGCUCCGGACGCCCGUGGUGGUCCUGAGACGACACCCGCCGCCGAUAGCGUCGCCGUCGCCUUCGCCGCCGACUCGGCGCUGGAACCGCACGCGAUCCUACCGACCUCGGCGGCGCUCCGCGAACACGACCACAACGACGACGCGCCGACGGCGCACCAAGCUCACGCGCAAGCCCGUGUUUCAAUGGCGCUCCAAGGUACUCGUGACUCCUGCGUCGACGACCGAGACCGACAGGACCGGGCCGUCGGCGAUCGAGGACGAGGCCGCGACGUCGCCGCCUCCUUCACUGGAGGAGGCGACCUCUGGAGAAGGCAGGAAUGGAGACGACAAUGCCCUCUUUCCGGGCGUUGACGGCGACGUCGAAGACGAGCUUGGUGCCAGCGGCGGCUCACAGGAAACCACCUCCCGCAGGCGAGGCGGACUCUUGGGCACUCACUCGGCCUUGGGAGACGCCGCCGGAAACGACACUUCUUUGGCCGGCAACAACACCGAGGUCGCCGACGUUGCUGGACCCGUAGAGUACAGCACCACGGACAACACUACCACGUGGCUGAACGACUCGGCUGGCGCUGGUGCGGAAGUGUCACAGGAUUCGUCGCUCGAAUCGUCUGCUGGGGAUUACGAGGAUGACCACACCGGCGCAGGCGGAGAGGAGACCAUUUCUUCAAACGCCUUGUUGAACGAUGAGGAGGAGGCAGUAGCAAAGGAUGUUGACCACCUGGGUCGAAAUGAGUCGUCGUAUUCUGUCCUGGUCGACGAAGGGACAAGCAGCGGCGCUCUUACGACGGACACGACGACGACGUUGAGCGGGAGCGUGACAACGCAGAAAUCUGACGGCGUGGUGCUGGGAGGAAUCGUUAACGGCACCGAUACGGGGGACUAUUACGACUGACUGUGUUGAGAGAGAGCUUUCUUUAUUUCGCGGGCUUCUUGACCAUCGUCUGUUGACGUAGUGUGUGCCGUUAUGACGAAUCAUUCAUCAGAUGUAUAUUCAUGUUACCUUCAUUAAACGUUUUUCUUUCCUUGUAAUUACGUUCAAGUCUAUACACAAGACCCAGCAAUUUCAUCAGUUUUGUGGAGCUUGCAAACGUGACCUCCAUGUAUAUACCCAAGUGAACUAGAUGACCAUUCGACUUAUGAGCAGUCGCAAGGAUUCACGUGAAACGUCUUUCAUUUCGCUUCGCGCAGGGGCUCGCUUGCUAAAAACGCACGUAACGCUACAUGUACGCAACAAUGUAACGAAAACGUAUAUAUUGUCGCUUAAAUCUUUGCAACUGUACGUAUACACAAGCGCCUUACUUUCGUAACGUUGUGUAGAUGAAAGAAGUCAUUACUCGAUCACGCAAGUGUAGCGUGCACAGAUGGCGCCGUUGA
This is a messenger RNA of Dermacentor silvarum, 2195 nucleotides long. RefSeq lists its product as uncharacterized. The transcript is spliced from 9 exons. Bases 355 to 1713 code for a protein of 452 amino acids. The record is from RefSeq and is a predicted model, not a curated record. Lineage: Eukaryota; Metazoa; Arthropoda; Arachnida; Ixodida; Ixodidae.